Messenger RNA from Habropoda laboriosa, 4269 nucleotides. RefSeq names its product probable ATP-dependent RNA helicase spindle-E (gene spn-E). Gene Ontology annotation, cellular component: intracellular anatomical structure. The record is from RefSeq and is a predicted model, not a curated record. Gene Ontology annotation, molecular function: RNA binding; ATP binding; zinc ion binding. Lineage: Eukaryota; Metazoa; Arthropoda; Insecta; Hymenoptera; Apidae. The transcript is spliced from 9 exons.
AUGGAUGUUUUGGAUAUAUUUAGUCCACAAGGUAAAAUUCAGAGGAAGGUGUUAGCCGGCCCAUCGAGCCGAAAAAAAUUACCAACUAACAUGUCUUUAUUGGAUGCACAAAUAAAUGAAACUAUACGUAAUACAGAAAAAGGAAAAGAUUACAUAGCAGAAUACAUACAAGAAGAAGAAGAUAAGCUUCUGGAGUCAGCAAAUUAUAAUGCAAAUGAUGAAAACACUUUUGAUGAUAUAUCACAAGGUACAAAUUGUAUACAAGAUGUAAAUAAAGAAGAAAUAAUGAAGAUUUACAAAACGUAUGAUUUUGCUGAGCAUAAAAAAUCUAGUUUAACAAUUAAUUCCAAAAAAGAUGAGAUAGUAUCUAUGAUUGAAACUAAUUCAGUUGUAAUAAUUCAAGGACCCACUGGUUGUGGUAAAACUACACAAGUACCACAAUUUAUUCUAGACUCCUGUUAUAAAAAAAGAGUUCCUUGUAAUAUUAUAGUUACACAGCCUAGAAGAAUUGCUGCUAUUAGUAUUACAAGACGUGUCUGCCAAGAAAGAAAGUGGGAGGUAGGUUCUCUUGUUGGGUAUCAAGUGGGUUUGAUAAAACAUACAAGCAGAGAUACACGUUUGACAUACUGUACUACUGGUGUUCUUUUGCACAAACUCAUAAAUUCAAAAAAUAUGUUAGACUAUACACAUGUCAUACUUGAUGAAGUUCAUGAAAGGGAUCAAGAUAUGGACUUCCUUCUCCUUGUUGUCCGCAAACUGUUACGUACAAAUUCACGUUCAGUUAAAAUUAUUUUAAUGUCUGCUACAUUUGAAGUGGAGAAAUUUGCUAAAUACUUUUCUUCUCCUCUGAGAAAUAAACUUGUUCCUGCACCUAUUAUUGAUAUUGGAAAACAAAAUUACUUUAAUGUUAAAUAAAAUAAUAUUUAAAAUUUAUUAUAUUUGAAUAUACCUGAAGUUUCUGAACCACGUGUUACAAAAAAAAUGAUGGAAUUCUGUGUUAAGCUCAUGAAAGUUCUUGAUGAUGUAGAUAUGAAAGCUGAUGAUGCACAUUAUGAAGAGGAAACAAAUGUUUAUGAAAGACAUGUGAUUCUCGUAUUUUUACCAGGAAUUAACGAAAUUACAGAAAUGCAUAGUAUGUUGGCAUUGCCAAAUCAUGAAGAAGUUAAAUGGGAUAUAGUAAUAUUACAUUCCUCAAUUACAAGUGAAGAACAACAACUGAUUUUUCGGAAACCACCCUCUGGUUAUCGUCGUGUUAUUUUAUCUACAAAUAUUGCUGAAAGUAGUAUUACUGUACCUGAUGUAAAAUAUGUAAUUGACUUUUGUUUAGUAAAGCAACUUGUUAUGGAUCUGAAAAGUAAUUUUCAAAGUUUAGAAAUAAGAUGGGCAAGUAAGGUAAAUUGUGUACAAAGGGCAGGCCGUGCAGGUCGAGUAAUGGAUGGUAGAGUAUACAGAUUAGUGCCACAAACAUUUUAUGAACAAAGGAUGCCUCAAGAAGUAGCGCCCGAAAUGUUACGAUCUCCAUUAGAGAAUGUAGUUCUUAAAGCAAAAAUGUUAGAUAUGGGAGAUCCUAAAGCUAUUUUAGCACUUUCCCUUGAUCCACCUGAUCUUGCAAAUUUGGAAAAUACAAUAUUAUUAUUGAAAGAAACCGGAGCGUUAGUAAACAAGAUCAAUAAAAUAGAAAAAUUUGAUGGAGAACUAACAGAUCUUGGUCGAGUUAUGGCUAAUCUACCACUGGAUAUUCAUGUAUCGAAAUUAAUAAUGUUAGGUCACGUUUUUAGUGUCUUGAAAGAUACAAUCAUCAUUGCAGCUAGUUUAAAUGUAAAAGAUAUGUUCAAUAAUCCAUUUAACCAGAAAUUAUUAGCAUAUAAUGUUAGACUUAGUUGGGCCACCGAUUCUUGCAGUGACUGUAUAGCUUUUAUGAAUGUAUACAAAGUAUGGAUUACGGAGAAAGCUAACCGUCGAAUAAAUAGUGACGCUGCAGAGAAAAAAUGGGCAAUAAGAAAUUUUGUACAGCUAAGAGUAUUACGUGAAGUUAAAGCUUUAGUGACAGAACUAACUGCUAGACUGGAAAAAUUAGGCAUACAAGAAAGUGCUGGAGUCAAUAAAGUUGUUUGGAAAGAAAUAGAGCGACCAUUUGUUUUGAAACUAGUAAUUGCCGGUGCAUUUUAUCCAAAUUAUUUUAUUAAAAAUACAGCACAACAUCAACUUAAUGAACAUGCUGGGAUAAAAUUAUUGGGUGGUUUAGAUCCAUCGAAAACAGUGUAUUUACAAGGAUGGCCUGUGAGGCAACCUGGACUUUUAUACGCUCGCAGAAUUCAAGAGAUUUUCGAAAAAAAUUUAAUGACCUCCGCUGAAAAAAUAAGAGUGUCUUUUGAUGCUUCUGCUCGUAUUUACAUUCAAUUUAUUAAACAGGCAUUUGAAAAUCAACGUAUUAAAGCACCAAAUAUGAUAUCUCCUUCCGUUUACAAAGCAGUCAGAAUGAGACAAUGCAGUAUUCCCAUAGAAAUACCUGUUUUGUAUGAAAAUGUAGCUAUUCAACGUGCGGAAGAAAUGAACAUACAAAGAAAAGUAUUUUUUACUUCUGAAGACCUUAUAAAAGACAUAGUCAGACCUGAAUUACCGGGUUUAAGAGUAUCACGCAUUCCUAUAAUAAUACAACAUAUUAAAAAUCCUAGUCGUUUUUGGGUACAACUACGUGAUCCUACGAUUAAAAAAAGAUCAGACAAAAUAGUAUCAACAAUUGAAAAUAUAAAACAUCAUUUAAGAAAAUUCACAGAAACUCCCAAAACUGGUUCACUUGUAAUUGCGCCGUAUGAAGAAAAUAAUUGUAGAGCAUAUUUUCGAGCUGUAGUUGAAGGCCAUAUAACAUCAGAAGAUAUAUUAGUACAAGUAUUUUUCAUUGAUUAUGGUUAUUCAAGUGAAUGUAGAUUAUGCGAUUUAAGACAACUGGAACGUAACAGCGACAUUGUCAAUAUUCCCGCAUUAGCUAUUGAAUGCAAAUUAGCAAACAUUCAACCAUCUGUAGCGCAUAAUUUUAGUGAUGAUUGGUCACAGGCUGCAUACGAUUUGUUCUGGACUUUAAUUAACAAACCUGGCCGACUUUUUGGAGAAAUUUACUCUAUUGCUAAUAGCGUUAUUAUACUGGAACUGAUACAUAAAAACGAAGAAGAAGAAAUCAGCAUUAAUCAAUGUCUUCUUGAGAAAAAUUUUGCGAUAAAAAGAGAGGAAAACUAUUUUUCACGCUUUAAUCAUAAUUUAAGAAUGAAAAACAGUGAGAUGUCAGACAUGCAGUGUCAUCAUUACGAAAAGUUGCAGUAUAGCCAAGAUUAUAUGCUGGAUAUCUAUCCGGAUCCGCCUCCAAUUUCUGAGUGUCUCGACACAGUAAAUUUACGGGGUCCAUUUUCCCCGUUAGAAAUUAAAUUAGCUAAUCUUAUUACAGCUGGCAGAGAUAAAUCUGUAAAAAUAGCUACGAACUCUGUAAAUUCUGUUCUCCUAGACACCGAUCCCGAAGAUUUUUCUCAGCGACUUUUAGUGGCAGGAUCUAUUUCUCAAAGUUCAUAUAACCAAAACUUAACAUUAUAUAAUACGACGUUAAUGCCACGUCUUCCUGGAUGGACUGCUUUAAUUGUAUUAAUUUUUACUCCAUACAUGGAAUUGCGACGCAAUGAUUUUGGAACUUACUACACUGGCGCAUUAUGUGGAUUAGGAUUUGAUUCUAUCACUAAGAAGAGCAUUUUUUCAGAGCAUGACAUAGACUUUCAGUUUGAUGCUGAAAUUACUAUAGAUGAUUUGCAAUAUAUAAAUAGACUACGUUUUUGGAUGAAUAUGGGAAUGCAAAUUAAUCAUCAUUCAGAAAAAAGUAUCAGCAUGGAAGAAAUCAUUGUUUGUCAAUGCAGAAUAAAAGAUGCGUUAAUGAAAUUGUUAGAGAAAGAAAGAAAGCCUCAAGUUCCUGACAUAAUUAACAAUUCUGACAGAUGGAAUUUAUAUGAUGAAACUUUGUUACUUCGUCCUAGUAAGACACAUAUGGUCACUUGCAUAUAUGGAUUGCAUAAUGCAUUAGAAUUAGAAAAGGCAAAUGAACUACAAGAAAUGACAGAACAUGUGAGAAACUUGCGUGUAUUAACAACUGAAGAUCCAAGGAAACCUGAAAAUACCAAUAUUUCUUGUAAAUUAUGUAAUGUAACAUUAACGAGUAUUUUUGACCUUCGUAAUCAUUUGUACACGUUAAAACAUAGGCAAAACGAACAAAUAUUAAGAAUUGAGCUUUAA